Messenger RNA from Brassica napus (rape), 856 nucleotides. RefSeq names its product protein DOWN-REGULATED IN DIF1 11-like. The transcript has a single exon. Lineage: Eukaryota; Viridiplantae; Streptophyta; Magnoliopsida; Brassicales; Brassicaceae. The record is from RefSeq and is a predicted model, not a curated record. Bases 51 to 545 code for a protein of 164 amino acids.
AAAAAAAAACAAAACAAUCCAGAGAAGAAGUUAAAAAGUAAUCAUACAGAAUGGAGACUAAGACAAUUUUCACGGCAUUUUUCUUUAUCACCACUUUGGUAUCAUCUGCGUAUCCAAAUUUGGGCCAAGAAGAUACUGACGAUGAACCACUGGUCAAUCCCGGUCGCGAGUUUGAUACAUUAGAUGCGAUAUCUCCGGCUUCACAAGAUUACAAUAAUUAUAUGCUAGAGAACCUCCCAUCAAAAUACAUAACGUAUCUCGAAACUUGCGGGAAAAAUAUGGGGCCUAGUGGUACUGUGAAAUGUAAUGUAGAUGUUCUUAAAGAGAUUCUUACGAAUAAACCCAUUUCCAGAGAAUGUUGCCAAAAGGUAGUAAAAGCUGGAAAAGAAUGCUACAUGGAGAUUAGAAAGUUUAUGUUUCGAUUGUAUCAACUCAAACGCUUUGCCUAUCAAGUUUCUUUCAAAAUCAUCAAGGUUUGGAAUAGAUGUUCUGCUGAAGUUGAAAGUCCUUCAUCAUCUCAUGAUGACACGAAUGAGUUAUCUUGAUUGAACAUUUGUUAUAUUGUAUGAUGUAUUUUGAAAUAAUGGUUUGUUAUACUAUUUUAUCUAUAUAAAUUGAAAUCAAAGUUUCAUCAGAAUAUUCGUUCUCCUAAUUUUAAUCAUGGGUUAUCCUAGAAAGUGUUUGUUUAGCAUAGUUUUGAGUUUAUCAAAUAUAAAAUCUAAUUGUACAUGAAUCUUGUUAAACAAAAUCGUAUAUUUCUUUCUUUGUUCCUCGAAUAAAUUAUGUUGUUUGAGAAUCAAGUAGAUUUAUAAGAACAAAUAAAAUGUGAGAGAACGAUAUAGGAAAAAAACCAAUA